AUGCUCCGGUAUAGAUACCUCGUAGCUCUCGUGGCGUGUUUCUACCGGCUACCCGUCAAUUUCGAGACGUACCCAUGCGACACUUGCGGCAGACAGUACCGAAGGCUGAUAUCGUUGCAGCGGCACAAGAGGCUCGAGUGCGGAAAAGAGGCUCAAUUCGAGUGCGUGCUGUGCCAUGCCAAGUUCAAGCACAAGCACAGUCUGCUGAGGCACUAUAACGUUCACGUGGCGGACGUGAAGAAAUCGGACACGUACAGACGGGAGGAGAGUCUUCGUUACAAGUUCUCGCAAAGCUUGCCACGAAUACUACAAAUUUAUACCUUACGCUUUACUGCGAGGGAUCGCUACAAAAGUUUUUGGCACAAUCCGGUCCCAGCUGCCAGGAACGUGGUAUACUUGCCGCAAGUCGAACCGAUGCCGACCGAGCAACCUCGAAACCCACGCGGCGAAGCAGCUUUCAAGUGUCCCGACUGCGGCCGUUUCUACAUGAGACAGUCCUGCUUAAAGCGUCAUUUGAGCACCGAGUGCCGCAAAACGCCGAUGUUUCAAUGCAAAAUCUGCCUGGGAUUCUUCACGUACAGGCACAACUUGAUGUCCCACAUGAGGAUCCACACCGAGGGGCCGCAGUAUAGUUGCGGUCUAUGCCAGAUGAAGUUCUACAGACGGGACAAUUUGGUGGAUCACAAGAUAAAAUCGCACAACAUCUUCCCGGUGACGUGA
Hylaeus volcanicus is the source of this 720-nucleotide messenger RNA. Its product is annotated as zinc finger protein 883-like. Lineage: Eukaryota; Metazoa; Arthropoda; Insecta; Hymenoptera; Colletidae. Gene Ontology annotation, molecular function: DNA-binding transcription factor activity, RNA polymerase II-specific; RNA polymerase II transcription regulatory region sequence-specific DNA binding. The transcript has 4 exons. Gene Ontology annotation, cellular component: nucleus. The record is from RefSeq and is a predicted model, not a curated record. Gene Ontology annotation, biological process: regulation of transcription by RNA polymerase II. The coding region runs from base 1 to 720 and encodes 239 amino acids.